AUGGCAACUCACCGAAAUUCUUGCAGCUAUAUAUAUGAUACAGCGAACGAGGUGAAGAAUAGGUUCUGUGCGCUGCACCCAGAUGAACGCUCGUCUGAGUCUCUCGACCCAAAGAUAGCUGAACGUUUGGUCAAGAUGCUAGAUGACCACAACCCAUUGGCUAGACAGUUUAGGCUGGCAAGAGAUAGAUUGGCAGAAAAUGGUGAUGAAGAGUUCAUAUACCCCCUGCUCUUUCCUUAUAGUGAGCGUGGUUUCCAGGUCGGUGUGCCUUAUAGUGGGGUAGAUACAUCGGGCGAGAACAAGCGUGCCAAAGUAACGAUGCAAGAUUACUACCGCCAUUGUUUCCACUAUAGAAAAGGCCAGUCGAAUCCGUUCUUGUGCUAUGGUGCCUUGUCCACUCAGGCCAAGGUUGAUGCACGUGCAUGUAUCGAUGAAAAUAGACUCUGGUAUGUGCUCAGGAAUCAGGGAAAGCUGCGUGUAGAGACUCUUCAGGGCAUAGUCGAUGCGGUUGAUAAAGGAUGUGUAGAUGGAGGCGAGAUUGGAAAAAAAAAACUGUGCUGCCGGCCUCCCAUACUGGUGGCCGGCGUUCAUGGCCCGCCUGAUUUCUUUGUGACAUUCACCUGUAAUCCAAAGUGGCCAGAGAUUGCUGCGGCGCUGUCAUUUGAACCUGGCCAGAAAUCAACUGAUAGAGCAGAUAUAGUGGUUAGGGUCUACAAUAUGAAGCUUGAGGAGCUUCUAGGUGAUAUACGAGAUGGCACCGCCUUUGGGCCUGUCAGUGCUGUGCUGCACACUGUGGAUUUCCAGAAGCGUGGCCUCCCACAUGCUCUUAUAAUUGUUUGGCUCAAACAAGAUACCUCACACCCAACGCCUGCAUUCAUAGAUAAAUUCAUAAGUGCUGAGGUUCCUGACCCACAUACAGACCCUCUUGGAUAUGUACUGGUGGCUGAGCAUUUGGUGCAUGGUCCCUGUGGCGCAAGCCACCCCACCUGUCCAUGUAUGAAAAAAGAUAAAUGUUCAAAAUGGUUUCCAAAAAAAUACCAAACUGAAACGGUAAUUGAUGAUAAUGGCUUCGCUCUGUAUAGGAGAUCUGACAAUAGGAGAUAUGUUGAAAAAGGUGGCAAAAGGCUAGAUAGCAGUUCCAUUGUUCCAUACAAUAUGACCUUGCUUAAAAAGUACCAGGCCCAUAUCAAUGUAGAGUGGUGUAACAAGGGCAUUUUCAUUAAAUACCUAUUCAAAUAUGUUACUAAAGGUCCUGACCGUGGCAAGUUUGUGGCCAACCAACAAAGCGAUGCUGGUAGAGACCUCACAUAUUGUGAGUUCCCUUCGCGUUGGAAAUGGGAUAGCUCUUCUAGAUUCUGGGAUCAAAGGCGACGAGGUUCUGGUAAGAUAGGGAGGUUAUACUAUGUACACCCUUCAGUUGGUGAGAGAUAUUUCCUUAGAAUGUUGCUCCUCGUGGUCAAAGGCGCUAGAAGUUUCGAAGAGGUUAGAACAUACAAUGGCGUUGUCUACUCUACGUUUAGAUUGGCGUGUAAUGCUCGUGGCCUACUUGGUGAUGAUCAGGAAUGGUAUAGUGCCUUUGACGAGGCCGCUGCUUGGGCAACAUCACCACAGCUUAGAAAACUGUUUGUUACUAUGCUGUUGUUUUGUGAGGUCAAGGAUGAACGUGCCUUCUUUGAAAAAGUUUGGAAAGUCCUAGCUGACGAUAUACAGUACCGUCUUAGAGACAAUAUGGGUAAUCCUGAAUUCCAUGUGUGUGAUGAGGACCUUAGAAACUACCUGCUUGAUGAUAUUCAUGCUCUUUUCCAGAGAAACGGGGCUAAAAUGCGGGAACAUGCUUUGCCUGAGAAAAUUAAAAAUUUUGAAGAUAUUCCUGGUAAUAGACUCAUCGAAGAGGCCCUGUCAUAUGAUAGUCAUCAGGCAAUGCGUGACGCUGAAAAUUUGAUUUUGUCACGUACUACAAAUAUGAGGCUCAAUAGACAAGACCUGGACAGCGAGUUGCAGAAAGAGAUUGCUGAGUUUAGCAAAUGGGUGCUAGAUAUUGGUGAGGGCAAGAUUGAGAGUUUAGGCACCAGUAGUGAGACCCAGGGAACACGAAUUAAAAUUCCGCGUGAGCUGCUGCUCAUGCCACAAGAAGAUAAGGCCGCCUUUAUGGUUAGUUCCAUCUACCCAGAUCUAGGUGCCAAGUAUGCUGAUGCAUACUACCUCCAGGCGCGGGCCAUCUUGACCCCAACAAACGAAGCUGCAGAUACUAUUAACUCAUACGUGGUGUCCCUGAUACCUGGGGAAGAGAAGGAGUACCUAAGCUGUGAUAGAAUUGCUAAAUCCCCAGAUACCCAUGACUCUUUUAAUCUGUUGUAUCCUACUGAAUUUCUAAAUUCAAUAAAUGGAAACAAUUUCCCACAGCACGCCUCUGUAAAAAAAAAAAAAAAGCUUCGACCGAUGGCUUUUUCGAUGCUGCCCGCCUUGCGCCCUAAUGACUGGCGUGCGGUCAUCUGUGUCCGUGUUUGCCGCAAGUGGGAGUAUCGCGGUGGGACCGAUGACGGUCCGGUACAGCACGUGGACCUUGUGCUUCUUGAUGAACAGGGCAACAGUCUCUAUGGUGAAAUCCCUGGACCUGAGGUUCAUGCAAAGAGCCCGCUCAUAGAUGAGGGGGGCAUCUAUGUGAUUGAUCGAUUUAGGGUCUCCAAUGCCAAGGUAUUAGCACUGUUCUAUUUCUUCUGUGGCAGCUACUACCUAAGUGGCAAUACAUCAUGCCGUUGGUAUUUCAAUCCAACGAUUCCAGAGGCGCACCAGUUCUAUGCGAGUUUCCACAACCAGAGGCUUGAGAUAAGGUCAGUCGCAGCACCAGUGCAGCAGCAGAUCCAAGUCCGUGUACCAGCACAGCUUGAUGAGAAGAACCUGAAACAGCUAAACGACAUGAACCCAUAUGAAUUCUCUCAAAAUCGAUACCGCUGCACUGUCACUAUUGGACGCCUUGUUCCCAACACAUCAUGGUGGUUUCCAUCUUGCAACAAAUGCAACAAGUCCUGUGUGCCAGAUGGUACUGGAUAUAGAUGCAUUCCAUGCUCAAACACAUCGUUCAAGUUCAAGUACAAGGUGUGUUUCAUAGCCCUCGAUGGCACUGAUGAAGCUAAGAUGGUUUGCUUUGGAGACAUUGCUCGUCGUAUGAUUGGGAAGCCUGUCCAGCAACUUCUGAGGACAUCUACAAGUGCUAAUGCAUAUCCACCUGAUAUAACAAAGCUGGUCUCUCUUAGAUUCACUUUCGUAGUUACAAUGACCCGUCAGAGCUACUACAGGGCCCAGAAGACCUACAAUGUUGCAUCUCUGGUGACAGCACACGGCCAUCCUGUUGCUGUUCCGACUAAUGCUGCACGUGGUAAUGCUGGAAACAAAGACCAUGGCCAUCUUGGUGCCACUGAAUCUGGUGAUUCCUCGGGUACAAGUGAUGGUGCAGAUACACAUCAGCUGUUGUCUGCUGGUACACCGGAUGGCACUCUGUCUUCACCAGGCCCUUUAAACGCUCCACCGCCCAAGCUUGAUGGCCUUGAAACACCGGCGUCGAAGAAACAUUCUAGAAGUGGCCCAUCCAAGAGCAGUAACCAUCCUUCCUCUCGCCGUAGGCUUUUCAAAGAGGGUACUGGUGCUGACAUUGCUGAUCCAGACGGUGCAGGCGCAAGGCCGAGGCAAGGUGGAAAGGCUGGUAAGAGGGAAGGCAAGGUUAAGAGAGUUGUUUGUGAAGGCUCGAUCAAGCCUUGCGAGGAUCGGGAAAGGCUGCUUAUUGGACCAUGUGUAGAGUCGAUCAAAGAGAUCAACCUCAGUGAUAUUGAGAUCCUGAAUCGUGUCAUUGAAAGCAGCGGUGAGUGUCGCAUUGAUCUGGCCAUUAUUCUUGUCCGCAGCGCAGCGGACGAGGUUGAAAUCACCCAGUAG
This is a messenger RNA of Miscanthus lutarioriparius, 3927 nucleotides long. NCBI's taxonomy places the organism in Eukaryota, Viridiplantae, Streptophyta, Magnoliopsida, Poales, Poaceae. The record is from the annotation of a GenBank genome assembly.